Molecule: messenger RNA, 2761 nt
Organism: Sebastes umbrosus (honeycomb rockfish)
Lineage: Eukaryota; Metazoa; Chordata; Actinopteri; Perciformes; Sebastidae
Product: SPRY domain-containing SOCS box protein 4-like
Exons: 4
Coding region: 575-1411 (278 amino acids)
Biological process (GO): proteasome-mediated ubiquitin-dependent protein catabolic process; intracellular signal transduction
Cellular component (GO): SCF ubiquitin ligase complex
Molecular function (GO): protein binding
Source: RefSeq, a predicted model, not a curated record
AGCCAAUCAGCGGCUGUCAGAGACACAUGAACGGUGAUAAUAUCCACGGAACCAGCAGCAGAGCAGGCUGCAGGAACAAAGAAAAGCCGUCCGGUGGAGGUUAAAAACGGCCUUUCACUUCGCCAACACUGUCCGUGUUCAUAUCCACUUUGUAGGAGCAGCGUUUAGCUUUACUUUAAACACUUUAAACUAACUGUUAACUGUCGUAGAGUCCGACGGUUGGUUUUUGCUGAGGAAACUUGGCGUCGGGAGCGGUUUGUUUUGUCGACACCUUUCUUGGAUACGCUUGUUUGUAACUGGUAUUUUACGGAAUAACCAGACCUUGAUCGUGUGACCUGUGCCCUGUUGACUCGGCAGAUAUGCUCUUUUCUCAGCACGCCUGCACUCGGAUGGAUUAAGAGGAGUGUGGUUCCACCUGGCUGAAGACAGCGUGUGUCCCACCUUUCCACCCAGGAACCCCUGUGUUGUCAUUGCGCCCAUGAGGUAACGUCAGGACCUACCGCCCCCUCAUUACCACCCUUGGUCUGUCCAUUUCCCUCCCCUCUGUCCCUUUUUCCCUUGGACCCACCCAGCCAUGGGCCAGAAGAUCUCUGGCAGCAUCAAGUCAGUGGAUGUACGCGGGGAGCCCUCAUAUCGGCCAGUACGCCGCGAGCUGCGGGGCCCAGAUUUCUGUCGGCCCCCCAGGCUGGACUUACUGCUGGACAUGCCUGCGGCGAGCCCCGAGACACAGCUUCGCCACGCCUGGAACCCUGAUGACCGCUCGCUCAAUGUCUUCGUCAAGGAGGACGACAAGCUGACGUUUCACCGCCAUCCAGUAGCACAGAGCACAGACUGUAUCCGUGGCAAGGUGGGCUACACCAGAGGCCUCCACGUGUGGAGGAUUCACUGGCCCGCCAGACAGAGAGGCACCCACGCCGUCGUGGGCGUGGCCACCGCUGAAGCAUCUUUACACUCCGUGGGAUACACGGCCCUGGCAGGCUCGGACUCUGAGUCCUGGGGCUGGGACCUGGGUCGCAACAGACUCUACCAUGACGGAAAGAACCGGCCCGCUUCUACAUCGGCACCCACGUAUCCCUGUUUCCUGGAGCCAGACGAAUCGUUUGUGCUUCCUGACUCUCUGACAGUAAUACUAGACAUGGACGAAGGAACUCUGAGCUUCAUGGUAGACGGACAGUAUCUAGGAGUAGCUUUUAGAGGGCUGAAAGGCAAGAGACUGUAUCCCAUCGUCAGCGCUGUGUGGGGGCACUGUGAGGUAUCGAUUCGCUACGUCAACGGACUAGAUCCGGAGCCCCUCCCCCUCAUGGACCUGUGCAGACGGGUAGCUCGACUGGCUCUGGGCAGAGAGCGCAUCCAUCACAUCGACACACUCCCACUGCCGCAGACGCUCAAGAACUACCUCCAGUACCAGUGACCAAACACAUGCACAUGCACACACACACACACACACACACACACACACACACACACACACACAGAUGGGAAUAAACUGAGGCUCAUUUCUUGUUAUGAUUACCGGCCUUCAAACUGAACCUAAUCAUAACCAUCAGACAUCUGCUGAGGAUGCGGGCGAUGACAUUGACUACGAACAGGUGGUGAAGACGGCGCUGCGAGGGGUUUUGUUUACAACAGUUGGGGGUUUUCCAUUUUGAAUGUUUUUAUCUUUUUCUUUUUUUUUUUGCUGUUUUUUCUCCUGGACGGACGACUUGGAGGAGCUGAUGAAUGAAAUGAAGGGAGUGAGAAAUUAAAUUGCGAUCCUGCUAAUCACAUGUAUCGAGUUUGUACGGCCUUAAACGCUGUGGUUGUGGGUGAGAGUUUACCCCCGACAUCUUUUCUGCACAGACUCUGCGGAAGCCUCCUCGGAAACAUGUUGGUAUUUAUAUUUAUAUUCCCAACAACACAGCAGGCUCUGUGGAGACACAACAAUCCCCCCAAGCCACAGGAGAGAGUGAGCAAGCAUGAGAGAGAGGGAGAAAGUCCACACACAGAUCUAUUUUUGUUUGUGUGCAGCAGCACACAUGGAUUUCAUACAGUAUAAACUGUGUGUGUGUGUGUGUGUGUGUGUGUGUGUGUGUGUGUGUGUGUGUGUCUGUGUGUGUGUGUGUGUGUGUCUGUGUGUGUGUGUGUGUCAUGAGUGUACAGAAACAAAGCUUUAACUGUCUGUAGUAAGAACACAACUCACUGACAAGCAGGCAGUUACCACCUACAGGCUAAAAAAACAACUCCAGUCUGGUUUGAACAUUGUGAAUCCCCCUCCUCUCUCAUGCCAGCUCCUCUCUUUCUCUCUUUCUGUGUCUCUUCAUCACUCGCUCCAGUUUGAUUUAAGCCUCCACCAUGUUUGGUGAACUCAAAGGACCGCGGGCGCUGUUUGGCUCCUGUAACGCUGAUAGAGAUUGAUCUGAAGGUUGAAGCUGUGUGUUUGACUGCUAAUGUGCCUGCUCCGAGACAGAUACACGCACGCAAAAAAAAGCACAUGGCAACACUUCUGUCAUAUCUGAACAGAAGACCCCCCCUCCCUGUUUUAAAUGCUGCUUUUCCGUCUCUUUCUUCCACCGUCUUACCCUCAUGUGGGUUUUUAUGCCUGAUUUACGUUUGGUCUUAAAAUGAGAUUUCUUUUUUCUUUUUUUUUUAAUGUUUUUUUUUUCUCCAUUCCAUGGAUUAUGAGAUUUGUCUGCGGGACAGGUUGUCUCGCAGGUAUAGGUAGAAAAAUGUGCUGCCAUGAGAAUCUUUUAAAUGUGAAUAAGAAUAAACUCAGCUAAACUCA